UAGGGGCUGGCUAGCCGCCAUCUUGCUUCUUUUUCUCGCUCGCUCUCUACCUUUCGGGCGGCAGCGAAAGUGCUUUCGCGGUUUGUCCAUCCGCAGCUGCGGCUCUGCCAGUUCUGUAGUCCUUCGGCCACUCCUUGCGCUUAGCCUCCCCCACCCCUCCCCUGGGUCAGGGGUCGCGGGGACCCUGGAAGUGCGCACACACACUCGGCUUGACACCCUGGCCGACUGGUUUUAAGGAGCGUGGCAGGAGGUUUCAGACUCGAUGAGUUUCCACCGAAAUGUCGGAGAAGUCAGGCCAGAGCACAAAAGCAAAGGAUGGGAAAAAGUAUGCGACUCUCAGUUUAUUUAAUACUUACAAGGGCAAAUCACUAGAAACUCAGAAAACCACAGUUGCAGCUCGACAUGGAUUACAGAGUCUUGGAAAAGUUGGUAUUUCACGGCGCAUGCCUCCGCCCGCUAACCUCCCAAGUCUCAAAGCGGAAAACAAAGGCAAUGAUCCUAAUGUGAACAUUGUACCUAAAGAUGGCACAGGAUGGGCGUCAAAACAAGAGCAGCAUGAAGAAGAAAAAACACCAGAAGUUCCACCAGCACAGCCAAAACCUGGGGUUGCAGCUCCCCCAGAAGUAGCACCUGCUCCAAAAUCAUGGGCCAGUAACAAGCAAGGUGGGCAAGGAGAUGGAAUCCAGGUGAAUAGUCAUUUUCAGCAAGAAUUUCCCAGCCUGCAGGCAGCUGGGGAUCAGGAAAAAAAAGAAAAAGAAGCAAACGAUGACAACUACGGCCCUGGACCCAGUUUACGCCCACCAAAUGUUGCUUGUUGGAGAGACGGUGGUAAGUCUGCUGGCUCAUCCUCAACAUCUGACCAAGAUGAAAAGCUCCCUGGCCAGGAAGAAAGCACAGCCGGGUCAUCAGAGCAAAAUGACAUCCUCAAAGUGGUGGAAAAGAGGAUAGCCUGUGGUCCUCCGCAGGCGAAGCUGAACGGGCAGCAGCCUGCCCUCGCUGCCCAGUACCGAGCCAUGAUGCCUCCUUACAUGUUUCAGCAGUAUCCAAGGAUGGCGUAUCCCCCUCUUCAUGGUCCCCUGCGGUUCCCACCUUCUCUGUCUGAAACAAACAAAGGCCUUCGAGGAAGAGGUCCCCCUCCCUCCUGGGCCUCUGAGCCUGAGCGCCCCUCCAUCCUUAGUGCGUCCGAAUUGAAGGAGCUGGAUAAAUUUGAUAACCUAGAUGCUGAAGCUGAUGAAGGUUGGGCAGGUGCCCAGAUGGAAGUGGACUAUACGGAGCAGCUGAAUUUCAGCGACGACGAUGAGCAGGGUAGCAGCAGCCCGAAGGAGAACAGCAGUGAGGAUCAAGGUUCAAAAGCCUCUGAGAACACUGAACCCCGAAAAGAAGCAGAUGAAGUGUGCAACACCAAAUCAGCGUCUCAGACACCUGCCCAGCCAUCAGCAGCAAAGGGCCCUUACAGCAAAGGACCGCCAUUUAAUCAGGAACGUGGACCAUCUUCUCAUCUGCCACCACCUCCAAAGUUGCUUGCACAGCAGCACCCUCCCGCGGACCGCCAGGCAGCACCUGGGAGACCAGGCCCGUUCCCCGCCAAGCAGCAAGUGCCAGAUGAAGACGAAAUAUGGAAGCAAAGGAGACGGCAGCAGUCGGAACUCUCUGCCGCGGUGGAGCGUGCCCGUAAGCGGCGCGAAGAGGAGGAGCGGAGGAUGGAAGAGCAGAGGAAGGCGGCCUGCGCUGAGAAACUGAAGCGGCUGGACGAGAAGCUGGGCCUCGUGGACAGACAGCCAGCUCCAGAGGAGAUCAGAGAGAGAGAGCGGGAAAAGGAGCGGGAGCGGGAGAAAGAACUGGAAAAAGAACAAGAACGGGAGCGAGAGAAGGAGAGGGAAAGGCAACAGGAGAAAGAGAGAGAACUGGAGAGAGAGCAGGAAAAACAGAGAGAAAUGGAGAAGGAAAGGAAACAAGAAAAAGAGAAAGAAUUAGAACGGCAGCAGGAAAAGCAAAAAGAACUAGAACUGCAGAAAACGAAAGAGCAAGAGAAGGAAUGGGAGUCGGAGAAGAAAGAAAGGGAAAAAGUGGAGGAGAAAGUCGAGCACAAAGAACCUGCCUUAGAGCCUGUGGUAGAAAAACCAGAAAGUGAGAACAACUGUAACAAAGAGGGCGACUCGGUUUUCACUAGACAAGACAGCAAUCGCAGUGAAAAAGAGACCACGCAAGCGGCACAUGAAACGGAGCCUGAAUCAGGUUCCCAGCCCCGGCCUGCUGUUCUCUCUGGUUAUUUCAAACAAUUUCAGAAGUCUUUACCACCACGCUUCCAGCGGCAGCAGGAACAGAUGAAACAGCAGCAGUGGCAGCAGCAGCAGCAGCAGCAGCAGCAGCAGCAAGGUGUCCUUCCCCAGGCGGUUCCUUCCCAGCCGUCUGGGGCUGCCGUCCCGCCUCCACCACACCGCCCUCUGUACCAGCCCAUGCAGCCCCACCCUCAGCACUUGGCGUCCAUGGGCUUUGACCCGAGGUGGCUCAUGAUGCAGUCCUACAUGGAUCCCCGGAUGAUGUCAGGUAGACCUGCUAUGGACAUUCCUCCCAUUCAUCCUGGAAUGAUUCCUCCUAAGCCACUGAUGAGAAGAGACCAGAUGGAAGGGUCUCCCAGCAGUUCUGAGUCAUUCGAGCACAUGGCUCGGUCGGCAAGAGACCACGCAGUUCCCCUGCCUGAGCCUCGGGUGGUGUGGGGGUCAGAGCCCUGCCCACGUGCAGAGCCGCAGCAGGCCCCGGCCGCCGAGGCCGCGGGAGAGCCCGAGACAGGGAGGCCUGAAGCCCCAUUGGAUCAGGAACCGGUAACUGCUGCUUAUCCUGUAGAACAUAGUCAUUUAGAGGCACAUCCGAAGGUGGACUUUAUUCGAGAAUCUGGUGAGGCCGAAGUACAGAAGUUUUUAAGCAGAUCUGUGGAAGACGUUCGACCUCACCACGCUGACACAAAUAGCCAGCCAUCUUGUUUUGAUGCACCUGAUCAAAAGACUGUCUCCGCUCCUCAAGAAGAGCGAAUCUCAGUUGGAGAAAGUCAGCCUGCCCGGAAAAGAAGUGUCUCCCAUGGAUCUAACCAUGCUCAGAAAUCAGAGGAGCAGAGACACGAGCCGUCUGCAAGCAUUCCCAAGGUCACCAGCCGGUGCAUUGACUCAAAAGAACAAGCAGAAAGGUCAGAGGACAAACCGAAAAAGGAUGGCUUUAUACGAUCUUCUGAAGGACCAAAACCAGAAAAGCUGUAUAAACCUAAAUCGGAAACUCGCUGGGGCCCAAGGCCAAGCUCCAACAGGAGAGAAGACGGUAACGAUAGGCCUGUGAGAAGGUCGGGUCCCAUUAAAAAACCUGUGCUAAGAGAUAUGAAGGAGGAACGAGAGCAGAGGAAGGAGAAGGAAGGAGAAAAGGGAGAAAAGCCCACUGAGAAGGUUGUGAAACUGGAAAAAACAGAAAAGAAAGAUCCUCUUCCUCCGCCCCCACCCCCUGCAGCACCCAUUCAGCCCCAGUCCACUCCACCACCUCCUCCCCCAGAACCGGAGAAGCUGCCUUCAGCAGAACCGCCCGUGUUGGUGCAGAAGCCGCCUCAGGAGACAGAGAAGCCCUCGGAGCGUGGAAGCAGUGCAGAGCUGGAGCCCGCGGCCAAAACUGUAAGUCAGACUGUCACCGCACCGGCCAUCAAAGAGGAGAAGCCGCCUGAGAAAGUUGUCGGCAAAGACCUUGUCACGGAGAGGCCUCGACCAGAUUCGAGACCAACCAUUAAAAAAGAGUCAGCUUUACCUCCCAGGACCUAUUGGAAAGAAGCCAGAGACAGGGACUGGUUCCCAGACCAAGGAUACAGAGGCCGUGGCCGAGGAGAGUAUUACUCCCGAGGCCGGAGCUAUCGAGGCUCCUACGGGGGGCGGGGCCGUGGCGGGCGCGGGCACACACGCGACUACCCACAGUACAGGGACAGCAAGCCCCGCGUGGAGCCUGUGCCCUCGGGGCCGCUGCGGCAGCGGGAGGAAAGUGAGACCCGCAGCGAGAGCUCUGAUUUUGAAGUCGUUCCCAAAAGAAGGCGACAGCGAGGUUCCGAGACUGACACUGACAGUGAAAUUCAUGAAAGUGCAAGUGACAAGGACAGUUUAAGCAAAGGAAAGCUUCCCAAAAGAGAGGAGCGGUCUGAGAACAAAAAACCUGGAAAGCCUCAGCCAUCCUUCAAGCCCGAAAGUCACGUCCGAGUAGAUAACAGGCCUCUGGACAAACCGUACAUAAGGGACGAUGAUAAAUCUAAACCAGGCUUCCUUCCUAAAGGAGAGCCCACCAGGAGAGGCAGGGGGGGCACGUUCAGACGUGGAGGGAGGGACCCUGGGGGCCGCCCCUCACGCCCUUCCACACUGCGCAGACCCGCCUAUCGGGACAAUCAGUGGAACCCGAGGCAAGUAGAAGCUCCUAAACCAGAUGACGGAGAGCCACCAAGGAGACAGGAGCAGUUUAUUCCUGUGCCAGCUGAUAAACGACCUCCCAAGUUUGAGCGAAAAUUUGACCCAACUAGAGAGAGGCCCCGAAGACAGCGUCCUACCCGACCACCCAGGCAAGACAAGCCACCUCGGUUUAGACGGCUCAGAGAACGGGAGGCGGCCUCCAAGACCAACGAGGUUGCAUUGCCUGCCAACGGCACAGUGAGCGCUGUGGCUCAGGAGCCAGUUACUGCUGCUGGGGAUGUUCCUGGGAAUAAGACACCAGAUUUAUCCAAUCAGAACUCUUCAGAUCAGGCGAAUGAAGAGUGGGAAACAGCCUCGGAAAGCAGCGAUUUCAAUGAGCGACGGGAGAGGGAUGAGAAAAAAAAUGCUGACUUGAAUGCACAGGCUGUUGUGAAAGCUGGAGAGAAUGUUUCAGCCCCAAAAAGAGAAAUAGCAAAGAGAAGUUUUUCUAGUCAGAGACCUGGCGUGGACCGCCAGAAUAGGCGUGGCAACGGUGGCCCACCCAAGUCUGGAAGGAAUUUCUCAGGUCCUAGGAAUGAAAGGAGAAGUGGCCCUCCGUCCAAAAGCGGGAAGCGCGGGCCAUUUGAUGACCAGGCUGCAGGCACCCCUGGCGUCGACCCUGUCGGUGGCAGCUCUGCACACCACCAGGAAGGCGCGCCUAAUGGUACCGGACAGAAGACCGCCAGAGAGUCCACGGGGAAGAAAAGAGAAGACCCCAAGCCGGGCCCCAAGAAACCCAAAGAGAAAGUAGACGCCCUGUCACAGUUCGAUCUCAACAAUUAUGCAAGUGUGGUUAUAAUUGAUGACCAUCCUGAAGUAACAGUAGUUGAAGACCCGCAGUCAAAUUUGAAUGAUGACGGUUUUACUGAAGUUGUGUCCAAAAAACAGCAAAAACGGUUACAGGACGAGGAACGCCGGAAGAAGGAAGAACAAGUUAUACAGGUCUGGAACAAAAAAAAUGCCAAUGAAAAAGGAAGAAGUCAGACUUCCAAGCUUCCCCCAAGAUUUGCCAAAAAACAGGCAACAGGGACCCAGCAAGCACAGUCUCCAGGUCCAGCCUCAGGUCCAGCUUCGUCCUCGGCCUCGGGUCCACUUCCAGCCUCGGCCUCUCCCUCACCCUGUGCUCCAGUUCCAGCCUCGGCCUCGGCCUCGGCCUCGGCCACGGCCCCGGCCCCGGGCCUGCCCUCGGCCUCCGCUCCACUCCCGGCUGCGGCCCCAACCCCUGUGCCAGCCGCCACCUCUUCAGUUCCAGCCCCCAGCCCAAUGCUCGCCUCGGCCUCGGCCCCGGCCCCUGUCCCCAUCCUUGCCUCAGCCUCCAUUCCCAUUCUGGCUUCAGCCCUGCCGCCAACCUCAGCUCCACCUCCGGCCAGCGCAGCCCCAGUGGCCCCAGCCAGCACAACCCCGAUCCCAGCCCCGACCUCACUCCCAGCGCCGACCCCCGUGCCAGCCCCAGCCCUCGUCACUGUCACCAUCCCAGGCCCCGGCCCUUCCACCCCACCCCAGACUCAGGGACAGACUCACAAGCCAGUCCCGAGUCCCCUGCAGAGUGCAACCCAGCCUUCAAAACAGCCACCCCCUUCCAUCAGACUACCUUCAGCUCAGACUCCCAACGGCACCGAUUAUGUAGCCCCAGGAAAGGCCAUCCAGACCUCACAGCCGCAUGGCCCUCUUCCCACCGAGCUGUGGGACAACAAGGUGGCCCCCCCAGCGGUGCUGAGUGACGUCUCUAAGAAACUAGGGCCCAUCAGUCCACCACAGCCUCCUUCAGUCAGUGCCUGGAACAAGCCUCUAACGUCGUUUGGAUCGCCUACUUCCUCAGAGAGAACAAAGAAUGGUCAAGAAAGUGGAGUUGAAAUUGGGAUUGACACAAUUCAGUUUGGUGCUCCAGCUUCGAACGGGAACGAAAAUGAAAUUGUUCCUGUGCUUUCGGAAAAAACUACUGAUAAAAUACCUGAACCUAAAGAGCAGCGGCAGAAGCAGCCACGGGCAGGCCCCAUCAAAGCCCAGAAGCUUCCAGACUUGAGUCCAGUUGAAAACAAAGAACAUAAGCCUGGUCCUAUUGGAAAAGAACGGUCACUAAAAAAUAGAAAAGUAAAAGACGCCCAACAGGUGGAGCCAGAAGGACAAGAGAAACCGAGCCCGGCCGCAGUCAGAAGCGCAGAUCCUGUGGCGGCAAAGGAAACCAAAGCAGCUUCAGAAAUGUCCACAGAGAUCGGCCCGAUGAUCUCCGUGUCAUCUGCAGAGUAUGCCUCUAACGUGAAGGAGUCUGUAACAGACUAUACCACACCUUCUUCUUCUCUGCCUAACACUGUGGCUACUAAUAAUGCAAAGAUGGAAGAUACUUUGGUCAAUAAUGUGCCCCUGCCCAGCGCCCUUCCCCUCCCCAAGAGGGAGACUGCGCAGCAGAGCGCCAGCCUAACUCCAGGUCCUCCCACGACGUUCAGCCUCACCUUCAAGAUGGAGUCUGCCCGGAAAGCGUGGGAGAAUUCUCCAAAUGUGCGGGAAAAGGGGUCUCCAGUAACUUCCGCAGCCCCGCCAGCUGCCAGUGGGGGUGGCAGCGGUGCCGGCGGGCCGGGCGGUGCGAAUUACAGCUCCUUCUCCAGCGCGUCCGUGCCGCAGAUCCCCGUCGCCUCGGUCACCCCCACCGCCUCGCUGUCAGGAGCUGGUACAUACACUACCUCUUCUCUGAGCACAAAAUCUACAACCACGUCAGACCCCCCUAACAUCUGCAAAGUGAAGCCCCAGCAGUUGCAGACGAGCAGCCUGCCGUCCGCCAGCCACUUCUCACAGCUGAGCUGCGUGCCCUCCCUCAUCGCCCAGCAGCAGCAGAGCCCACAGGUCUACGUCUCCCAGUCUGCCGCCGCUCAGAUCCCAGCUUUCUACAUGGACACCAGUCACCUGUUCAACACCCAGCACGCACGGCUGGCCCCGCCGUCACUGGCCCAGCAGCAGGGCUUCCAGCCCGGCCUGUCUCAGCCGGCCUCCGUGCAGCAGAUCCCGAUCCCCAUCUACGCGCCGCUGCAAGGGCAGCACCAGGCCCAGCUGAGUUUGGGUGCUGCGCCCGCCGUUUCCCAGGCACAGGAAUUAUUCAGCUCUUCCCUUCAGCCGUACAGGUCUCAGCCAGCCUUCAUGCAGAGCAGCCUGUCGCAGCCGUCCGUGGUCCUUUCUGGCACUGCCAUUCACAACUUCCCAGCCGUCCAGCACCAGGAGCUCGCCAAGGCACAGUCGGGCCUUGCCUUUCAGCAGACUUCCAGCACCCAGCCUAUUCCCAUACUGUACGAGCAUCAGCUGGGCCAGGCGUCGGGGCUGGGGGGCUCGCAGCUGAUCGACACGCACCUCCUGCAGGCGAGAGCAAAUCUUACCCAGGCUUCAAAUCUUUAUUCUGGACAAGUACAGCAGCCUGGCCAGACAAGCUUUUACAACACUGCCCAGUCACCGAGUACUCUCCAGCAGGUAAACUACGGCAUGGUGACCGUGCCUUUGCCAGCGUCCCAGCUCUCCCUGCCUAACUUCGGGUCCGCCGGGCAGCCUUUGAUCGCUCUGCCUCAGACUCUGCAGCCCCCAUUGCAGCACGGCGCUCCCCAGGCCCAGGCCCAGAGCCUGAGCCGCCCUGCGCAGGUCAGCCAGCCUUUCCGGGGGCUGAUCCCUGCUGGAGCCCAGCACAGCAUGAUGGCAGCCACAGGGAAAAUGUCUGAAAUGGAACUAAAGGCCUUUGGAAGUGGCAUUGAUAUAAAACCAGGCACACCUCCAAUCAGCGGAAGAAGCACCACACCCACCUCUAGUCCCUUCCGGGCCACUUCCACAAGUCCGAACAGCCAGUCCAGCAAAAUGAGCAGCAUUGUCUAUCAGAAGCAGUUCCAGGCAGCCCCCGCCACUGUGAGAAUGACCCAGCCGUUUCCUGCACAGUUUGCACCCCAGAUUCUCUCUCAGCCUAACCUGGUCCCUCCAUUGGUAAGAGCCCCACAUACUAACACCUUCCCAGCGCCCGUUCAGAGGCCACCAAUGGCACUGGCCAGUCAGAUGCCUCCUCCGCUGACCACAGGCCUCAUGAGCCAUGCUCGUGUGCCACAUGUAGCCAGGGGUCCUUGUGGAUCGCUGGCUGGAGCCAGAGGCACUCAGGCCCAGGCCGCGCUGAAGGCUGAACAAGACAUGAAGGCAAAGCAGAGAGCAGAGGUUCUUCAGUCCACGCAGCGCUUCUUCUCUGAACAACAGCAGAGCAAACAGAUAGGCGGCAAGGCCCCGAAGGUGGACGGCGAUGCGGGCAAACCUCCGGAAACACUGGCCGAGGCCCCUGGUGUCUGUCAGGAAAAAGUCGAAGAAAAGCCCCCUCCUGCACCCACCAUGGCCACCAAGCCUGUUCGAACUGGACCCAUCAAACCUCAGGCCAUCAAAACCGAAGAAACAAAAUCUUAAAAGGCUGUGGUUUAUGGCAGGGCCUGGGGGAGGGGCAAGGGGGAGGAGGAAGGACGCGGUCAGGCAGUGCCAGCAGCCAAAGGGGUAAAGGCCGUGACAUGAUCCUGUCCGGAGCUCGGAGGCACACGGGGGGCACAGGAGCCGUUCACCCUGACACAAGCCGCACCCACCACACAACACGCACCCUGUUGGUUGCCAUGCAUCUGAAUUUACAUGCAGACACGCACACAGUCCUGGAGUGCACACCCUUUAGAACUAAAUCAUCAUGGUUAGAUGGGACACCGGGAACAAGAGGAGAGGAGCACUGCCGAGGAGUAGCCCAGCCUGUCAGCGAGGCGGGCCCAGCCGGCGGCGCAGCCGCUCCCUGCAGUCCUUCAGCUGCAGUCUGGGCAUCGGCGGGCCCCGGG
Molecule: messenger RNA, 9283 nt
Organism: Pteronotus mesoamericanus
Lineage: Eukaryota; Metazoa; Chordata; Mammalia; Chiroptera; Mormoopidae
Gene: PRRC2C
Product: proline rich coiled-coil 2C
Exons: 35
Coding region: 279-8876 (2865 amino acids)
Biological process (GO): hematopoietic progenitor cell differentiation
Source: RefSeq, a predicted model, not a curated record